Adineta steineri is the source of this 605-nucleotide messenger RNA. Lineage: Eukaryota; Metazoa; Rotifera; Eurotatoria; Adinetida; Adinetidae. The record is from the annotation of a GenBank genome assembly.
CUAAUAUAUCAAGUACUACUUCAUCCGUACGACCAGUUCCUUCACGGCGUAAAUGGUUUGUUGAUUUAAAACCUAGUAAACAGGAACGUUUAACUAUUGCUGCGGCAGCAACAGCAAAUAAUAAUGAUGGCGCUGUAGCAACGGCUGCGAACGAUACUGCCUCAUUAACAUCUCUUGGUUUUAGUGAACAAAAAGUUGCAGAUCUCAUACCACAAGAAGAUGAUGAUCGUUUAUUAGCAAGACGUUCAUGGGAUAUAGCAUUGGGACCUUUAAAACAAUUACCAAUGAAUAUGAUAUUUGCAUGGAUGGCUGGAAAUUCAUUUUCACUUAUGUCAAUUAUGAUUGUUGUUAUGUUAUUUCAAAAACCUAUACAAACAAUAUUUUCGCUUAGUUCGGCAUUCGCAUCAUUAGAACAAGAAGGUGUUGGUGGAAAUAUAUGGUUAUUAAAACUUGUCUAUUUCUUAGGUAGUUUAACACAUUUAGCAUUAGCUUUGUAUAAAUGUCAAUCAAUGGGUUUAUUACCAACUUAUAAUUCUGAUUGGAUUGCAUUCGCUGAUCAACAAACACAAAUGGAAGUAACUGCUGGAGGAUUUUCAUAUUUUUAA